AUGUUGUCGUCCUCCAUGAGCAGUGCAUGUGAUAGGAUGCUUGCGAAUUGGGCUCUGUUGUGCAUUUACGAGGUUGCAAGACUAAUCAAGGAUUUGGUAAAUCGGGCUUUUGAGGAAGCAUUAAAGGAUGCGCAGCUGAUAGAGAAUAUUGCACAAAAAUCCCAGGAGCAAUCGUGUCAAAGAUGCCCUUCUCAUUUUGUCCCACUCCCACCUUCUGCUGGGAGUGGGAAAGCAAAGAAGGGUUCUAAAGGUGGUGCGGCUGCCGAUGCUCCAAAGGAAUCAACCCUUAGCAAAGAAGUCAAAUCCACCACGGUUGUUGGUGCCAAUAUUCUCAAGGAUGGAGCAGACCCGAAGAUCUUGCCAGACUCGGAGUAUCGUGAAUGGCUGUCACACCUGCUUGAUAAACGCCCGGCACUAAGUGAGCUAAGAAGGAAAGACCUGGAAACUCUUCCUUACGAGGACCUAAAACGUUUUGUCAAACUGGACAAUCGAGCAAGGAUCAAGGAAAAUAAUUCCAUCAAAGCCAAGAACUGAGGUUACUGAGCUGAGCUGCUGCUGUUUACAAAAGGUCCAUGUACCGUACUCCUGUUAGAGAUUUAAAGUCGUUCAUCUCAACAGAGGUUUCCCCUGUUGGUAGUUUGUUUGGGUUUUGCGUUUAUCCUGAUGCUGUUCAAACUUUGAUAAGGUCUGCCGGAGUAAAUAACUCUGCAAGUUACUGCAGCAAAUCUGGUUAUGACUCUUAAAGCGACAAUUUUUCUCUAUUUCUACCCAAAAAAAAAAAAAAAAAACUUCUCAGAGAAUGCAGAACGGUUCCGUCAUUUGCUAAUAAAUGGUGGAAACCAUUUAGAUGAUUCAAAUAAAUUUGUUUUGAAAUAUUUCGAUCUUUGAAAA
Messenger RNA from Coffea arabica (coffee), 891 nucleotides. The record is from RefSeq and is a predicted model, not a curated record. NCBI's taxonomy places the organism in Eukaryota, Viridiplantae, Streptophyta, Magnoliopsida, Gentianales, Rubiaceae.